Molecule: messenger RNA, 4221 nt
Organism: Coturnix japonica (Japanese quail)
Lineage: Eukaryota; Metazoa; Chordata; Aves; Galliformes; Phasianidae
Gene: MBOAT4
Product: membrane bound ghrelin O-acyltransferase MBOAT4
Biological process (GO): peptidyl-serine octanoylation; lipid modification
Cellular component (GO): endoplasmic reticulum membrane
Molecular function (GO): serine O-acyltransferase activity
Source: RefSeq, a predicted model, not a curated record
UCUGGAUGGCAUCCCUUCCUUCUGUUGUGCCAACUUCACAUUCAGCUUAGUGUCAUCAGGAGACACGCAUGUUCAAUUCCACUGACAGUGUCACUGAUGAAGGUCUUGAAACGCACAGGUCCUAAGAUGGACUCCUGGGGCAUUAGAGGCAAUCCUGGCCUUGCAGCCUCCAGCAGAUCCCCUGCUCUAGCCUGCUCUCUCCUGGCCACUAGAGGAGCUGGGAGGGCUGCCAGAAGGGGAUCUCUGCCUGAAAGGGAGCAGGAAGAAAAGCAUGCAGCCCUGGAGCAUUAUUUCCCACCAGUGGCAUGGUCCCUGGAGUUGUGUACCUUUAGUCUGAAGAGCUCUGUGGUCAUCUUGGAUGGAACCAACACAGUCUUCAGUGAGGUCAAUCUCUGUUCUAAAUAUCCCAAAGCCUUAGGAGGAGCAAAAGGAUCCGUCUCCAUCUGGCCUUGGUCUCAAAACUGAAGGAGAGAAUGGAAUUCCUGUUAAGAUUCUGUCUUGAAAAUAAAUCACCUCUUCUGUCGUUGAAAAUGGGCAAAGCAAUAAAUAAGUAACUAAAUAAAUGAGCCACUUGAGGGCAGCACUGCUCCAGCAAACAGGCAGUGCUGCUCAGAACUUGAACUACUUUAGGAGGCACGUCCCCAGGCACGUCCUCGCACUUACACAGAGCAGCACAUAGUCUCUGUCCAUCAAAAGCAUGCCAGUUGCCUCUUGCUCUCAGAAACAGGUCUGGAUUUUGGACCUCUAAGACCAUCCAGUUCAACCCCAGCCCAUCCCCCCUGUGCCAGCUGACCACAGCCCCCAGUGCCACAUGUCUGUGUUUCCUGAACGCCUCCAGGGACAGUGACACCACCAGCUCCCUGGGCAGCCUGUGCCGCUGCAUCACUGCUCUUUCUGAGAUUAACUUUUUCCUGGUAUCCAACCUAAGAUCGACUUCUGCACUACCCUUAAGCUACUGGGAUGUGGCCUUUUGUUCAGGGAGACAAAAAGAUCUUUGCCAAAAGCAGCCAUGAGCCAUUUGCAGGUAGUGAUCAGCAAAUCUGCAGUAGCAACAAGUAGGAAAAUAACUGCGUGGGGCUGCUGUCUGCAUACAGAGGAAGGAUUUUUGCACGUUUGUGUUUUAGUCAACUAAUGCAUUUAUUUAUUAAUUCCUUUCUCAUUUACGCACUUUCAUUUCCCGCUUAUCAACUGCAAAUGUAAAGUCUCAAGGUUACCAAUUGAUUCUGCUUUAUAAGACCACAGGGAGGCAGAAACAAUCCUCCUGUUUUGUGGAUGGGAAAAUCCAGGUUGCCCAAGGUCACAGGGAAAGUCUGAGGCAGGAGCUCAGUCCAGCCUUUCUAAACCUCAUUUUAAUAGCUUCCCUUCCAAUUUAUGUGCUUCUCUCUAGAAUAAAGUCUUCAUUAAAAUAAAGGUGGUUUUGUUUUCGAUUCAUACCUUUCACUUUGUCCUGCAAGUCAGUACGUGUGGGAAUCCCAUCUAUACCCUACAUAUGUAUAAGAUCAGUAUAGGUUACAUUGCAAUUGACAACCAGGACUGUUCCCAAAGCAGUAUAUUCCACUAAGAAAGCAGCCACGAACAUUCUGGAUACUUGCCCAAGAGUAGUAUCCAAAUCGUAUCUGCUCAGAUUUCAUGCCCACAGCUUGCUCUGACAGUACGCAGCCCACUUCUUCUCACUUACUGUCAAAUCAUUGUAUCUUCAGUCAGGAACCAUGUUGUUGCUCGUUUAGUACACAGAAAUGAAGCAAAUGAAGUUCUCGUACUUUUCCCUAUGGCUCACAUGAUCACUAUAAGAUUACCCUUCCACAUCCCAGCAGUUAGCAUUACAAAAUAAGAGGGCACUAGCUAAGUAACACGUUUCCAAUGCUACCGUGGAGUCUCAAAAAGCAGUAACAUUUUUUUUCCAGAACCAUAGCAGUUAAAUUGGCACCAUAAAGGCCUCGAAAAAUAUUUACUCUGCGAAGUCAGUGUCGGGUUCCAUGGACUUGGCAGGAUGAGUCCCACGAAAGCAGGCUGUUGCUGCAUGCCAUGCAUGCCACACAUGGCAUGGAAAAAGCUUCUCUCCGCUGCUAUCACAUAUGGACUGUAAACACUCACUGCUCUUACAAACACUGCAAAAUGAGAAGGCAGUUCCUGGGCAGUAUUCACUCCAAGCCAUUUGUUUUUUUCCCAUGGGGUUUUGGUCCCUGUCUUCUUACAACCAAAAAAAAGCCAUCCAAACAAUGAUGCCAACAUCACGGUGGCUUGAAAAGCUCAGUGAAGAGAGGAAUAAUUCAUAGAAGUUUUAAAAUGAAAGAAUUCAUUUUUCAUGAGCACAGGUUUUUCUGUAAUAUUAAGCACUACUUUUGCCUUGUUUGCUGCAAAAUAGACCAAUCUAAGUAUUUUAAAUCAUUCAUCAGAGGAAGGGUAAAACCUUAUUCUUUCUUCCUUUCUCACGUUGUCUUCCAGUGGGAAAUUCCAAGGUAUUUCUCUUUGCAAUAACAAUCUUCAUGUGCCUAAAAUAAAGCAGACAUCCAUUCAAUUUCCCAGGCAGAGCUGGAAAGAACCACAGCUUUCCAUGAAGGGCUGAGCUGAGAAGAAGCCAAGAGACUAAAGGACUAAGCCAGGAUGUACCUGGGGAUUUUGCUCUGAAGUGCAUCCCAGCGUGACACAUUUGGCAGCUCAAAGAGGCUCUUAUCUCUGCCCUGGCCCCUGCUGCCUUCAAAGCAUGUGGUAAUGGCCCAGGCGCCUGGCAGAGUAAAUAACCAGCCCCAAACCUUUCCACCUACACACAAACCUUGGGUCAGAGGUGCUUCAAGGAGCCAACACUAAUGAAUGGGAAAACACAUUCCUCUUCCUGUAGAUACCUUUGUUUCCAUGGCUCUUCUUUUUCUGCGCCAUGGUCCUGCUGCAUAUAAAACAGAGCCCUUGGCUCAGUCCCUUCUCCAGGGGCUGGAAGAAUCAAGGUUCUCCAUGCGCUGGGCAGACCUGCUCAUCCUUCUCCCUGCAGCCUGGUACCAGCUGGCAGCUUUCCUCUUCGCUGCUCUCUUCCAUUACCUCUGUGCUUUGGGGCACCUCUCUCUGAUUUCCCGGUACAUCUUCCUCCUUGCUGGAGGAUGCCUCCUUGCAGGCACAGCCAUGGGAGGUUAUGCCUUGCUGCUUCUCAUCCCGGCUGUCAGCUCUGUGCUCAUACUCCUCUUGGUCAGCCCAACUUAUGUCCAUACCUGGGUCUUCAGCCUCCAGAUGUGCUGGCAGACACUCUGUCACCUGGGCCUGGGCAGCCUGAUGCUGGAACCACAGGACACCAGGCCAGCUGUCACCCUCUCUGCAAUCAUGCUGCUCACUCAGAAGGUGACUUCUCUGUCCCUGGACAUCCACGAAGGGACCGUGCUGCCCAAGCCUGGCCAGGGGCUGUUGCAGAGAGCCUUGCCCCUGUGCAGCUACCUGCUCUCCUUCCCAGCCCUCCUUGGAGGCCCGCUGUGCUCCUUCAGCAAGUUUCAGGCUCAGGUCAUGUCUCUGGGGGCUGUCCCCUGCCCGCUGCGGGCUGUGGGCUGGAGGUACCUCGGGGUGCUGGUGCUGCAGGUGCUGCGUGCAUGGCUGGAAGGCUGGCUGCCCCACACGCAGGGCUGGGCCAGCUUGGGCCACAUGUGGGCACAGGCCCUGCUCUUCAGACUGGCAUACUACUCGCAAUGGGUGCUGGAUGAGGCCCUCCUGGAGGCAGCAGGUUUGGGGGCAGCGGUGGAGCAGGGAGACCUUUCUGUCCAUGACCUUUGGACGCUGGAGACCACACAUCGCCUGGCUGUCUUCUCCAGAACGUGGAACAAGAGUACAUCCCUCUGGCUGAGGAGGCUGGUCUUCCAGCGCUGCCCAGCUCAGCCACUCCUUGCCACUUUUGCCUUCUCUGCAUGGUGGCAUGGCCUUCGGCCGGGGCAAAUCUUUGGUUUUCUAUGCUGGGCCAUCAUGGUAGAGGCUGACUAUCGCAUCCACCCCUUCCUCAGCUCCUGGGCCACCUCCUGUGUCACAAAGCUCCUCUACCGUGGCACAACCUGGGUCUUCACACAACUCAUCAUUGCCUACAUCCAGAUGGCUGUGGAGACAGAGAACUUCUCCAUGCUCUGUCUGCUCUGGGCUUCCUACAACAGUAUACUUCCCCUCACUUAUGGCCUUGUGCUGAUGCUCCUGCUGCUUACUCAGAAGCCAAAGCAAAACUGAGUCUGUCCUGGGUUAACUCAACUAGCUGGCUAG